CAUAUAGAAUAUCAAUGAAUGAUAAUUCAGAAGGACGAGCCGACAUAGAAAUCUAUGUCGAUGGUGCCAAAACAGAUAGUGGUUCAGGAGCUGGCAUCUACUCCGAACAACUGAACGCACAAAUCAGUGUACCUCUCGGCACCCACACGUCUGUCUUACAAACAGAACUGAUGGGAAUAAUGCUGGGAGCUAGAAUCAUUGCUGAACGUGAAAUCGGCAACAAAUCAAUACGCAUACUUACUGACAGCAAGUCUGCACUACUAGCCCUGGACAGCUGUAUGGUUCGAUCCGGGCUGGUUUGGGAGUGCAGACAAACGCUAAAGUAUGUAACGCAGAGGAAUAGUGUGGAACUUUGUUGGAUCAAAGGACACAGUGGCAACGAAGGAAACGAGAGGGCAGAUGAGAUGGCGAAGCGAGCCGCGCGCAUGCCCUUCUGGGGACCCGAACCGGCAAUCACGCCUUCGGUCGCCCUCUCGAACGAACUCGUAAAGCAAUAUACCCAGAGACGCCAUGAGCAGAUAUGGGUGAAAUUGAGCAGCUGUCGGCAUAGUAGAGCUUGGACAAACUGCGUAAACUGGUAGGAUUCCUUACGGGACAUUACCAGUUUAACAAACAUCUACAUACGAUAGGGGUGGUAACAGACCCAAUCUGUCGUGGAUGCAAUGAAGAAGAGGAAACAGCUGAGCACAUUCUUCGUGAGUGUCCAGCCCUAGCCUCCUACAGGGAAUCCAUACUAGGGGACAUCUGGCCUAGUAUGGCAAAUAUCAGGGAGUUUCCACCCUCUGCAUUACUCAAGUACAUUCAAGCAGUUGGGUGGCUUGACGAGUAGAGGAGCGGGAAAACACCCUGAUAUGGACUUGGGGAAGGUACAAUGGGCCCAAAGGCGAGGCCUAAGUGCCGGCUGGCUACGGUCAGCCCCCAUAAUUUAA
Messenger RNA from Zophobas morio, 929 nucleotides. RefSeq names its product ribonuclease H-like. The transcript is spliced from 2 exons. NCBI's taxonomy places the organism in Eukaryota, Metazoa, Arthropoda, Insecta, Coleoptera, Tenebrionidae. The record is from RefSeq and is a predicted model, not a curated record. Gene Ontology annotation, biological process: DNA replication, removal of RNA primer. The coding region runs from base 15 to 581 and encodes 188 amino acids. Gene Ontology annotation, molecular function: nucleic acid binding; RNA-DNA hybrid ribonuclease activity.